AUGAAUCAACUUAACCCAAAUGAAAUAUACGAAAAUUUACUUAGAUAUCAAGAAAAACUCUCCACUAUUUUUCAAAAUAAUGAAAAAGAUGCAAAUUCAAAUGAACUAAUCACCUCAAUUAUUACCUGCUCAGAAUCUUUGAAUGAUGAACAAGCAAAUUCAAUUUUUGAGACAUAUUCACAAUGUGCAAAUAUUGGUAUCAAAAAUCCACUUUGGAUUGCUUCUUAUGCAUUAACUUAUGAAAGAGUACAAAAUUAUAUUCCAGUUUUUCAAAUAUACCAAUCUGCAUUUAAUAAUCAAAUCGAGCCACCAUUUCUCAAAGAUCAAUAUAGCAAAUUCAUAUCAAGAAUGCAGAAGAGGUUAUCUCAAGUUGUAAAAUUUGAUUUGGGAAUGUAUAAUAAUAUUAAAUACACAUGGCGUGCAGGAAAUGUCAUUGCAAUGGAGAAUGGCAGGCGCACAGAUCCAGAAAUAGAUAUCGUAACCAUUCUUGGCAUGAAUAAACUCAAUAAAACAACAGAUUCUUUCUCAACAAUGAAAACAGAGAGACCAGCAUACGAUGCAAACUUACUUUUGUCAACAGAUGGAACAUCUCGCAGCUUUGUUGAAGCUCGACUUGCGGAUAUGGGAAUUGAUUUUGUGAGAUUACGGAAAGAAAAAGAAAGAAAAGCUCAACCAAGAAUUCCAUUACAACCAAUCUCUCCUAAAUCAGAAUCAAAGCCAACAGAAACAGUUUUCAGAUUACCAAGCAGAACAAAAGGUAAAUCUUCUUUCUUAGCUCAAGAAGAAGGUUCAGUACCUGAAAGGAAACCAUUGCAAGUUAUAAAAUCUUCAUUCUUGACUAAUGAAGCCGAUCCAGAUGAAUUUAAUCCUUUCCGACAACAAGAUGAAGAAAUUCAUAAGGAAAAGAGGAGACCAUUAGCUCCAAUAUCAUCAUCUCCAACAAUAGCACCACCGUCAACCACAAGGACAAGAGGAAUUCUUAAAAGAGGAGAUAGUAAAGGCUCAAUUUCGCCAUCACGAGUUAAAAUCCAAGGAAGUCCACACAAAGGAGCCAAAAGUAGUUUUAAUAUUGGCGAAAGAGUCAAUGCCGAUGAUCUUGAAAUCGAAGUCCUUGAACAGAUUGGAAAUAAUUCUUAUGUCUGUAGCUCUGUUGAUGGUAGAAAAUAUUUUGUUAAAAUUUGCCAAAUGAAUUCUCUUCUUAGGGAAAUUGAUCACAAAGAAUUAUUCUCUAUACCAGAACCUCGUUAUGAAACAUAUUUCCUUGUUCCAUUCCUGAAUAUUCCAUUUUCAAAAGUUGUUUCCAUUAUUACUUCGAAGAAAACAGACCAAACUGUUGCAUUUUUCUUUUUGAUGCAGCUUUGUAGAAUUCUUUUUAGUUUGGAAAGCGCAAAUAUUCACCAUGGUUCUAUUGCCAUUGAAAACAUAAUGUACAGAAUUCCUGAUGCCGAACUUCGUGCUUUCGAUGAUGGAGAGGAGUGGGCAGGUUGUGGAUUGACUUUGACUAAAUGCGAUAAAAUAUCAAAAGGUAAAAUUGAAGAAGAAAGAAAGUCUGCUUUAGAAAUAUUCCUUCAAAUAGCAAAUGGUAAUGCAAAGAAAACAGAUAUGCCAAAGAGAUGGAAUAAAGAAAUAUGGGAAAUGGCAAUUUCUGUUUUAAGUCUUUCCAACAACGCUCCAUCAAUUAAAGCAUUGGAAGGAAAGAUUCUUACAUUUUUAAUAGAAAAGGGAGAAACAGUUAAAUCUCAAAUCUCUAGAAUCAAUGUUUCUCUUCUAAUGGAAUAG
Trichomonas vaginalis G3 is the source of this 1779-nucleotide messenger RNA. RefSeq names its product protein kinase-like (PK-like) family. Gene Ontology annotation, molecular function: protein kinase activity. Gene Ontology annotation, biological process: meiotic sister chromatid cohesion, centromeric; mitotic spindle assembly checkpoint signaling. Bases 1 to 1779 code for a protein of 592 amino acids. Lineage: Eukaryota; Parabasalia; Trichomonadida; Trichomonadidae. The record is from RefSeq and is a predicted model, not a curated record. The transcript has a single exon.